This is a messenger RNA of Mastomys coucha (southern multimammate mouse), 685 nucleotides long. RefSeq names its product voltage-dependent P/Q-type calcium channel subunit alpha-1A-like. The coding region runs from base 21 to 551 and encodes 176 amino acids. Gene Ontology annotation, cellular component: voltage-gated calcium channel complex; neuronal cell body. Gene Ontology annotation, molecular function: high voltage-gated calcium channel activity. The record is from RefSeq and is a predicted model, not a curated record. The transcript is spliced from 2 exons. Gene Ontology annotation, biological process: calcium ion import across plasma membrane; chemical synaptic transmission. NCBI's taxonomy places the organism in Eukaryota, Metazoa, Chordata, Mammalia, Rodentia, Muridae.
AGCGUCUCCGCAGUCGCAGAAUGGCCCGCUUUGGAGACGAGAUGCCGGGCCGCUACGGCACAGGCGGAGGAGGCUCAGGGCCGGCCGCCGGGGUGGUCGUGGGCGCCGCGGGCGGCCGAGGAGCCGGGGGCAGCCGGCAGGGCGGGCAGCCCGGAGCGCAGAGGAUGUACAAGCAGUCGAUGGCGCAGAGAGCGCGGACCAUGGCCCUCUACAACCCCAUCCCUGUCCGCCAGAACUGCCUCACGGUCAACCGCUCCCUGUUCCUCUUCAGUGAAGACAACGUGGUGAGAAAAUACGCCAAAAAGAUCACGGAAUGGCCAUAUCCUUUUGCCCCAGCCCGGGCGGCUGCACCUCCCCUCCUCCUCCUCUUCCUUCUCUUCCUCCUCCUCCUCCUCCUUCUCCUCCUCCUCCUUCUCCCUCUGCGGGGCUGGGAGAGAGACCUGGGGGCUGAUGGGAGCUGGGGGGCUUCUCGGCGGCUGGGGGCUGGAGAUAGGGGCCCGGGAGCUGAGGGAGGCAGCCUCCAGGCCUGCUGGGCUGCAGCUGCCGAGUGAGCCUGCAAGUAGUUAGGAGGCUCGGGACUGGGGGAGUGAGUCGUUCCUUGUGAAGACCGAAGGUCUGGAUCCUGGGUCGCCUGGGGACACUGAUGGGGGCUCUUCCGAUGGGGUCUGUCUUCUGAUGGAGCCCU